Messenger RNA from Helianthus annuus (common sunflower), 378 nucleotides. Its product is annotated as 17.9 kDa class II heat shock protein-like. The transcript has 2 exons. Gene Ontology annotation, biological process: response to salt stress; protein complex oligomerization; response to heat. Bases 1 to 378 code for a protein of 125 amino acids. NCBI's taxonomy places the organism in Eukaryota, Viridiplantae, Streptophyta, Magnoliopsida, Asterales, Asteraceae. The record is from RefSeq and is a predicted model, not a curated record.
AUGAGGAGUUACCGGAAAAAAAAGGAACCGCCGGAGUUCUCCGCCGUCUCCGCCGUUGUUCUGAGGAGUGUCGUUGUUCUUCGCACUACCGCCGCCGGCGGUUCUGAUUCCGUGGAAGACGACAACGUUUUGGUGAUAAGCGGAGAGAGGAACCGAGAGGAAGAGAAGGAAGGAGUCAAGUAUGUGAGGAUGGAGAGGAGGAUGGAGGAACCGAGACGGCGGUGGUGGCGUUUCAUGAGGAAGUUUCCGUUGCCAGAGAAUGCGAAUACGGAUAAGAUAUCGGCCGUUUGUCAGGACGGUGUACUUACGGUGACUGUGGAGAAGCUGCCUCCGCCCGAGCCCAAGAAGCCGAAGACAAUCCAGGUCCAGGUGGCUUGA